This is a messenger RNA of Mesocricetus auratus (golden hamster), 5797 nucleotides long. RefSeq names its product integrin subunit alpha 10 (gene Itga10). Gene Ontology annotation, biological process: integrin-mediated signaling pathway; cell-cell adhesion; cell-matrix adhesion. NCBI's taxonomy places the organism in Eukaryota, Metazoa, Chordata, Mammalia, Rodentia, Cricetidae. The record is from RefSeq and is a predicted model, not a curated record. Gene Ontology annotation, molecular function: integrin binding. Gene Ontology annotation, cellular component: integrin complex; external side of plasma membrane. The transcript is spliced from 30 exons. The coding region runs from base 147 to 3656 and encodes 1169 amino acids.
CCCCACCACCACCCCUCCCAUUCCGUUCAACUUUAUUUUUAGCUGCCAGUGGGAGGGGGCAGGCUAGGAGGGAAAGUAAAGAAAACAGCCAAGGCGAGGGACAGAGAGGCACAGAGGACUUCUUGGACAAGACAGCACAAGCAGGCAUGGGACGCCUCUCCUUCCCUCACCUGCUCCUGCCCCUGGCGCUGCUGGCAGGUCUCUGCUCCCCGUUUAACCUGGAUGAGCAUCACCCACGCCUGUUCACAGGGCCACCAGAGGCUGAAUUUGGAUACAGCGUCUUACAGCAUGUUGGGGGUGGACAGCGAUGGAUGCUGGUGGGCGCCCCUUGGGAUGGGCCUUCAGGUGACCGGCGGGGAGAUGUUUAUCGCUGCUCUAUAGGGGGAUCCCACAGUGCCCCAUGUGCCAAGGGUCACCUGGGUGACUAUCCACUGGGAAAUUCAUCUCAGCCUGCUGUAAAUAUGCACCUGGGCAUGUCCCUGCUGGAGACAGAUGGUGAUGGGGGAUUCAUGGCCUGUGCCCCUCUCUGGUCACGUGCUUGCGGCAGCUCUAUCUUCAGUUCCGGGAUGUGUGCCCGUGUGGAUGCUUCGUUCCAGCCCCAGGGAAGCCUGGCACCCACUGCCCAACGCUGUCCUACAUACAUGGAUGUCGUCAUUGUUUUGGAUGGCUCCAAUAGUAUCUAUCCCUGGUCCGAGGUCCAGACAUUCCUUCGGAGGCUGGUAGGGAGGCUGUUUAUUGAUCCGGAGCAGAUACAGGUAGGACUGGUACAGUAUGGGGAGAGCCCUGUGCACGAGUGGUCCCUGGGAGAUUUCCGAACCAAGGAGGAAGUUGUGAGAGCAGCGAGAAACCUCAGUCGGCGGGAGGGGCGAGAAACGAGAACUGCCCACGCAAUAAUGGUGGCAUGCACAGAAGGGUUCAGUCAGUCCCGGGGGGGCAGACCUGAGGCUGCAAGGCUGCUGGUGGUUGUCACUGAUGGAGAAUCCCACGAUGGAGAGGAGCUUCCAGCAGCACUAAAGGCCUGUGAGGCUGGGAAAGUAACACGUUACGGGAUUGCGGUCCUUGGUCACUAUCUCCGGCGACAGAGAGACCCCAGCUCUUUUCUUCGGGAAAUCAGAGACAUCGCUAGUGAUCCAGAUGAGCGAUUCUUCUUCAACGUCACAGAUGAGGCCGCACUGACAGACAUUGUGGAUGCACUGGGGGACCGAAUUUUUGGUCUUGAAGGGUCCCGUGGAGAAAAUGAAAGCUCCUUUGGACUAGAAAUGUCUGAGAUUGGCUUCUCCACGCACCGGUUGCAGGAUGGGAUUCUCUUUGGGAUGGUGGGGGCCUAUGACUGGGGGGGCUCAGUACUAUGGCUUGAAGAAGGUCGCCGCCUUUUCCCCCCUCGAACGGCCCUGGAAGAUGAGUUUCCCCCUGCAUUGCAGAACCACGCAGCCUACUUGGGUUACUCUGUUUCCUCCAUGCUUCUGCCGGGGAGACGUCGCCUCUUUCUCUCGGGGGCACCGAGGUUUAGGCAUCGAGGAAAAGUCAUCGCCUUCCAGAUAAAGAAAGAUGGGGCUCUGAGGGUUUCCCAGAGCCUCCAGGGGGAUCAGAUUGGCUCAUACUUUGGCAGUGAGCUCUGCCCGUUGGAUACAGACAGAGAUGGGAUAACUGAUGUCUUACUUGUGGCGGCCCCCAUGUUCCUGGGUCCCCAGAACAAAGAGACAGGACGUGUUUAUGUGUAUGUGGUAGGCCAGCAAAUUUUGCUGAUGCUCCAAGGAACUCUUCAGCCAGAACGCUCCCAGGACUCUCGAUUUGGCUUUGCCAUGGCUGCUCUUCCUGAUCUGAACCAAGAUGGUUUCGCUGACGUGGCUGUGGGAGCACCCCUGGAGGAUGGGCACCAGGGAGCACUAUACCUGUAUCAUGGAACUCAGAAUGGAAUCAGGCCCCAUCCCACCCAGCGGAUCGCUGCUGUGUCCAUGCCACAGACCCUCCGCUACUUUGGCCGAAGCGUGGAUGGCCGGUUAGAUCUGGACGGAGAUGAUCUUGUAGAUGUUGCUGUGGGUGCCCAUGGAGCAGCCAUCCUGCUCAGCUCCCAGCCCAUCAUCCACAUGCUUCCAACCCUGGAUGUGGCACCACCGCACAUCAGCGUGGUUCAGAAGGACUGUAGGCGAAGAGGCCAGGAGGCCGCCUGCCUGACGGCAACCCUGUGCUUCCAAGUGACCUCUCACACUCCCGGGCGCUGGGAUCGCAGGUUCUAUAUACGGUUCUCAGCAUCUCUGGACGAGUGGACAGCUGGGGCUCGUGCGGCGUUUGAUGGCUCUGGCCAGCGGCUGUCCCCUCGGCAGCUCCAGCUCAGCGUAGGGAAUGUCACUUGUGAACGGCUGAACUUCCACGUGCUGGAUACAUCGGAUUACCUCCGGCCAGUGGCCCUGACUGUGACCUUUGCCUUGGACAACACCACAAAGCCAGGGCCUGUGCUGGAUGAGGGAUCGUCCACUUCUGUACGAAAGCUGGUCCCCUUCUCAAAAGACUGUGGCCCUGAUGAUGAAUGUAUCACAGACCUGGUGCUUCAAGCUGACAUGGACAUCAGGGGCUCCAGGAAGUCCCCAUUUGUGGUUCACGGUGGCAGACAGAAACUGCUGGUGACAGCAACCCUGGAGAACAAGAAGGAAAAUGCCUACAACACUAGCCUGAGUCUCAGGUUCUCUAGAAACCUCCACCUGGCCAGUCUUACUCCUCAGAGGGCCAAGUCAGUGAAGGUGGAAUGUGCAGUGCCUUCCUCACAUGCCCGGGAAUGCAUCGUGGGCCACCCAGUCUUCCAGGCUGGGGCCAAGGUGACCUUUCUGUUAGAGUUUGAAUUUAGCUGCACCUUCCUCCUGGGCCAGGUCUCGGUGAGGCUGACUGCCAGCAGCAGCAGCCUGGAGAGAAAUGAAACCCUUCAAGACAAUACAGUUCAGACCUCCGCGUUCAUCCGAUACGAGCCUCACCUCAUGUUCUCUAGCGAGUCCACUCUGCAUCGAUACGAGGUUCACCCUUACAGGACUCUCCCAGUGGGUCCUGGCCCUGAAUUCAAAACCACUCUUCGGGUUCAGAACCUUGGCUGUCACAUGGUCAGUGGCCUCAUCAUCUCAGCCCUCCUUCCGGCUGCAGCCCACGGGGGCAAUUACUUCCUGUCACUCUCUCAAGUCAUCGCCAGCAAUGCAAGCUGCACAGUGCAGAACCUGACCGAGCCCCCAGGAUCCGCUGUGCACCCAGAGGAGCUACAGCACACAGACCGACUGAACGGGAGCAACACUCGGUGUCAGGUUGUGAGGUGUCACCUUGGACAGCUGGCAAAGGGGACUGAGAUCUCUGUUGGACUGCUGAGGCUGGUUCACAAUGAAUUCUUCCGGAGGGCCAAGUUCAAGUCACUGACAGUGGUCAGCACCUUCAAGUUAGGAACCGAGAACGGCAGUGUCCUACAACUGGCAGAAGCCUCCUCCCGGAGUGAGAGCCUGCUGGAGGUGAUUCGGAGACGCACUGCCCUCAUCUCCCUGUGGGUCCUCGUGGGCAGUGUCCUGGGAGGGCUGCUCCUGCUUGCUCUCCUGGUCGUCUGCCUGUGGAAGCUUGGCUUCUUUUCACGUAAGAAAAUCCCCAAGGAAGAACAGGCUGAUGAGAAGCUGGAGCAGCGCAAGUAGGAGGAGGCUCAGAAAGCCCUCUUUGGCAGCCUUUUCAAAGAGUCUCCUGUCCAAAAACAAGGCUGGGGGCCAAGGGGGAAAAGAUGCUUCUGGAAUAUGGCUCCAGAGCUGCAGCCUGACUUGACUUUUGAGCCAGGGGCACACAGCUGGCAAGAGGUGAGGCUUUGCCUCAGACACGAAGGGCUGGCACAAAAACGUAACGGUCCCACCCCGUACUUUCCUCCUCGCUCUGACGGGUUCCACAGCCAACAUUGGGUCUUUGUUUGGAGCCCUAUCCCCCAUUACCAGGGGCCAAAAGAUUUUUCUCCUGACUCCUUUCAGAUUCCCUUUGUCCUCCCUCACGAUUCCAAAAAGAAGGUUCGCCUCCCCACUCCCUCCCCCACGUACGCACACACGCUCACCUUCCUGCCUGCUCCCCACUCUGCAGGAGAGAGCUGACGUUGACUUAAAAGAAGUAAAGUCAACAUCUGCUGCUUUCCUGUGGAGUCCAGUGAUUCAUAGAGCCGGAUGGGGAGAGUCAACAGGAAAAGAGGGAGGAGAAAAAGCCACAAGAGACAUUCUGUGCAAUUCCAAGGCACAGAGAAACGUUCAGACAGGCAACUGCCAGCCGCUCUGAAACCUGAGACUUCACAGGACGCCAGCCCUCAGGUGCUGGGGAAACCCAGCUGGCCCCGGGCUUUCUGGGCUCGGGCGUCCCAACCCUCGUCGUCCUUUGGUGCUGAAUUUUCUGGAGCCAGGAGCCUCCUGGUGGUUCAAGCUGGAAUAGCAGGGAAGCGCAUUUGGCAGUUUUCUCCACUUAGUCUUUGAGGCUUCCUUAAAGAAAGCUACUGGAUGGAGGAAAGCCCUUCCACCACAGCAGCUUUGGGGAACAGCAGCCACGCCCCGAGAUCCGAACAAGGGAAAUCUGCAUCAGGAGGCCUGAGUGGUUGGCUUGUGGUCUCUGGGGAGUAAGCUCCUACGUGUGCAGCGUCGCCUGGCUCUGCAGCAGUAAUCUUCCCGGAAGAUGUUUCUGGGACCCCACUUGUGUGUUGUGGGUUUCUCUGCUGGAGUGAGUUUUUCAACCCUUACUUGAUGUUUACUGGAAAUUUCAAGUUAACUCUGAAUUCCCUCCCUCUUGUCCUAUGUUUUGGUUCAUGGGCGACUCACAGUAACUGGCUGGGAAACUUUCUAUUAUUGUAAUUAAGACUUUGAUUUGAGAAGAGAGAAGAUCUGAUUGGGCAGCUGCCACAGAACCUGUCUUCCCAGGCUGUUCCAGCGGCCUGUCUGCAGUUUAUUUUGGAGUCUUCCGCAGAGCCUCUCUCCUGGGUGCUGUCGUUUCUAUCACGGUGAUCGGAUGGUCAGAACAAAUAAAAUCCAGUAUCAAAUACUUCUGGGGGCUGGAGAGGUGGCUCUGUGGUUAAGAACACUGGCUGCUCUUCCAGAGGACCCAGCAACCACAUGGUGGCUCACAACCAUCUGUAAUAAGAUCUGGUGCCCUCUUCUGGCUUACAGGGAUACAUGCAGACAGAACAUGGUAUACAUAAUAAAAUAAAUCUUUAAAAAAAAAAAAAGAAUAUUCUUCGAAUGACUUCAGGCUCUGUUUGAGUUUCCUAGGUUUUAGACUGCUCAGAAACGAAAGUAUUGCAAAUGUUUUCUGUGACUCUUCCACAGGCGAUCCCAUCUACUGUCCUGCAAUUCUUACCUACUUAUAGGACCGUAUAAAGUAUUCUGGGAACACUGAACCCAGAUCUCUCUCUUUCUCCCUCUCUCCUUCCCCCGCCCCCCAGGGUUUUUCUGUGUAACAGCUCUGGCUGUCCUGGAACUCACUCUGUAGACCAGGCUGGCCUUGAACUCAGAGAUCCGCCUGCCUCCCAGUGCUGGGAUUGAAGGCCAGUCAGUGCCACCAUGCUCAGGUCUUUCAUUUGUGCUGUAUCUUCUUGAACAAGUCUGAAUUUCUCAUAGAUUUUGUGGUACAGGAUUAGGAAUAAAGGCAGAUUUGGGUGUAUAGGUCACCCUGUUUCAAAUGCAUAUGACCCGGGACAGAUUUAACUUGUGUUAGCUUUCUCAUGUUUAAACUAGAGGUUCCAAGAACUAAAUGGGACAUUCCAGGAAAAGUGAACAUGUAGUAAAAGCUUAAUAAAUCAUAGUCAUAAUUACAAAAA